Trypanosoma brucei brucei TREU927 is the source of this 852-nucleotide messenger RNA. RefSeq lists its product as hypothetical. The transcript has a single exon. The coding region runs from base 1 to 852 and encodes 283 amino acids. The record is from RefSeq and is a predicted model, not a curated record. NCBI's taxonomy places the organism in Eukaryota, Euglenozoa, Kinetoplastea, Trypanosomatida, Trypanosomatidae.
AUGGCGUCCUGCGUGACCCCCCACACCCGCGUAUUUCUUUUCAUCUGUUUUUUUUUCCUCCUCUUUCCAUGCCUUUCUUUAACUUGUAGAUCCGGGCCGGGUGGGUGGGACGAAAACGAAGGGAUGCGUUACCCGGGGCGAAGGACUUUCUGCCGGGUCGCUUCCACGGCCACCUGUGGAGUUCUACUGGCAAACACGCUGCUCAUCUCCUACGCAUGUUAUGGAAAAGACACUUUUUUUCUUCAGCACUGGAAUUAUGGUAAACCAGUUAUAAUGAAGAAAACGCAUUUGUUGGCGUUUUGGGAAAACGCCCUCAGUGCUGGGGAACGAGGUUGUGUUCAGGCUUGGUUAGACGCAAUGAGUCUGAAGUCGCCAUCCCACUCAUUAUUUUCCCCGCUUUUCGUGUUGCAAGACACAUUACUUUUUGUGUGUGGCUUACCGGAGUGGCGCAGCGCGGUCCUCACGCUGAGUAAACUGUUGGGUACAGAUGUGGUGCCGUAUUGCAUGGAAAUACGACGGGAACGGCAAGGUGAUGUGAUUUUUCUGCAUCUCAAACUGGAGACAGAGUUGAGACCCCGUUUUCUCCAAUGGGCGAAAGGCGAGAAGGGCGGAACACUCUCGUUUCCGUCAGUGGCAACAUUGCAACUGGAAGAAAAUAGCCCUGGAAGUGUUGGUAGUAAUAAGUGGCGAAUUGCUGCCGCAGAGCACCGUUGGUUCGGCGGUCCCAUUGUGUCGCAGCAAAGCGCAACGUUGCGCUCGCCGUGGGGAGACGUGGGGGAUAUCCUGCGGCGUUUCUUCGCCUAUUCCAUGUUGGGCAUUUCCCGUAUUUUAGUUCGAGAAAAAGAGUUGUGA